AGUUUCUUUAACCCGUCUGUCUUUUCUAAUGGCUGGGAAGAUCCCCUGGAACAUUUUAGGCUCGCUAAAUCAAGACAAAAAUCUGGUUUUGUUUUAUCGAAGCUCUGGAGACCAAAAGGUUGUAAGACUAAGAAUAGGUUCUGGAGUUUCCAGCAUCCCUCUCGCUGAAUCCCUUUGAUGGAGGUUUCUUCUCCAACGCCAUGCAUGCCUGCUCCUAAUGGCAUCUCUUUUAAUUAUCUCCAAGGCUCAGCCGCUGGUCCACUCAGAUAAGCUUCAGUAUUAUAUUACUAGGAGUGUGUGCACCGUCUAUUGUCUCGUCAAUUUGCAGCCACUCUCACACCGAGUCCAGCUUCUGUGGCGUUCACUUUCAGCCUCCAAUUAUUACCAUCAUAUCUUCAGUUUAAUGUGUGCUUCCUGCUGACCUAAGAGCAUUUUUUUUAUUUUUUUGUUAGCAGGUCAGUUUCUGAGUCUUCAGGCUGGAGGGAGCAGAAAUAACCUUAAACCCAUCAAAGACAAAGACGUCUGAGUGACGGCUGCUUUGUACUAAGACUGAUAAAGUUACAUAAUAAAUAUUCUAGUUGAAUGUGUCCCCCUUUUCUGGGGUUACACAGUCCAGCCCUCAUACCCCUCUUUCCUUCUGACAGAAUAAACUAAAUGAAGCCGGACUGCAGGGCAACAGAUGGACAAACAUGAGCACAAAAAUGCUCGCUCCUUUCUUGGGAGAGGUGCUGCACACACACAACAGAUUUCAAUGGCUUGCUCUCACGCUGCUGUGAGUCUCUGAAUUUUCCUCCUCAUAGCCUCUCUUCAUAUCCCUCCCACCACAUUCACUCGCUCCCGCUCUCCCUCUCUUUCCUCUCAUCUCUCGCCUUUGUGCUCUAUCUGGCUUUUUGCUUAGCGCAAGCCAAACAGAUGUAAGUUUAAUCCAGGGAACAGUCAAAGCUGGGAAGUGAAACUGAGGCUGUCCCUUUUUUUUUUUUUUUUUUUAUAACCAGUGUGCCAUUGUGUUGAGAGAAUAUGCAUCAGCCGGGGCAACUGUCAGGACGGACUUAAAGAUGAAAAGCUGCUUCAUUUUCUCCAUUUCUUUGCGUGGAUUUAUUAGUUAUCUUGAUUGAAGCUUACUUUGAAGGAAUCUGACUGUUGUGAGGAAUGGAGGAACAAUCUGAAAGGACAUUCUAACAACUUCUACUUUCUGGUUUUUGUUUCACUGGACUCUCUUUGAGUUUCUGGUUUUAUACACCUGCUGUCCAAGAGAAUCGAUGGUGUUCUUCCUUCAUCUGCACUUCCUUUGAUAGGAUUUUUAUUUCAUCAGUGAUUCAUCAUCCUUUUUUUUUUUUUUUGCAGCUUAGCAUUGUGAGCUCAGCACUCAUUUUAAAAAAACGAGGCAGUGAUUUCCAACAAAACUGCAGUGUUGGUUUCGGAGCAACAGCAUCUUCCGGACGGAACCGUCUCCUCAUUUGGAGAGGACUUUUCCCACCGCGGGGAGUAUUUCAUAUCUGAUUUACCCGCAGAAGAUUUUAAUUAAAAGCCUCUCACUCGGACUGUCAGCCGGAAGCCAGGAUGCAGGUGUCAUUAGUGUGCACGGAUCACCGCGGGGGGGUGAGCCGGAACACAGAGGACCGUCUGAACCGGCAGAACGCCAACAGCCCCAGCACAGGCACCCGCAGCAAGUUCCGAGCCGUGGCCAUGGUGGCUCGAAGUCUCGGGCAACUCUCGGUUCAGAGCGUGCCCUCCUCCAGCGAGCAAAGUGUCAAGACUGGCAUGAAGUAUAGAAACCUUGGGAAGUCGGGUCUGCGGGUUUCCUGUCUCGGAUUAGGAACAUGGGUGACGUUUGGUGGACAGAUAACGGACGAGAUGGCAGAGCAGCUGAUGACUCUGGCCUAUGAAAAUGGCAUCAAUCUGUUUGACACAGCAGAGGUCUAUGCUGCUGGGAAGGCGGAGGUGGUGCUCGGGAACAUCAUAAAAAAGAAAGGAUGGAGACGUUCCAGUUUGGUGAUCACAACAAAGCUCUUCUGGGGUGGAAAAGCUGAGACUGAAAGAGGCUUAUCCCGAAAACACAUUAUAGAAGGUUUAAAAGCCUCACUAGAAAGACUUCAACUAGACUAUGUGGACGUGGUUUUUGCAAACAGACCAGACCCUAACACACCUAUGGAAGAAACGGUUCGAGCGAUGACGCAUGUGAUAAAUCAGGGCAUGGCCAUGUACUGGGGGACAUCCCGCUGGAGCCCGAUGGAAAUCAUGGAAGCAUAUUCUGUGGCGCGGCAGUUCAACCAAAUUCCUCCAAUCUGUGAGCAAGCGGAGUACCACAUGUUUCAGAGGGAGAAGGUGGAGGUGCAGCUCCCUGAGCUCUUCCAUAAGAUAGGUGUGGGGGCCAUGACGUGGUCUCCUCUGGCCUGUGGGAUCAUCUCAGGGAAAUACGACGGCAGGGUGCCUCCUUUCUCUCGGGCGUCUCUGAAGGGCUACCAGUGGUUGAAGGACAAGAUCUUGAGCGAGGAGGGCCGGCGUCAGCAGGCGAAGUUGAAAGAGCUGCAGGCAAUCGCGGAGCGGCUGGGCUGCACUCUGCCCCAACUCGCCAUCGCGUGGUGUCUACGGAAUGAGGGGGUGAGCUCCGUGCUUUUAGGGGCGUCCAACACCGACCAGCUGAUGGAGAACAUCGGAGCGAUACAGGUUCUUCCCAAGCUGUCGUCGUCCAUCACACACGAGGUGGACAGCAUCCUGGGGAACAAGCCGUACAGUAAAAAGGACUACCGCUCCUAACGCGCGGCUUCGGCUUCGGCGCCGCCCCGCCCGGCCUGCAGCCGCAGUCCCCCACCUUUGCCUGAUCCUCUGUUUGCUUGAGCUUUUACUGAGUGAGACCCUGGCGCAUGAGUCUGGCCCCACCAAGGCCACGCAGGGCACCUCAUUUAGAGUUACAAGGAUAAGUUGAGAAAAGGGUGGGGGGGGCAGAAGUCACCUCCACAGAGCAAGGACGGGAUAAACAAAGAGAGACGGACAGCAGUGAAAGAGGUUAGGGAUACGCGCUCAUACGUAAAUCAGUUAUACAUUCAAUCCUGCUGAACAUAUGUUAAAAACCAUAGAGAAUAAUUACAACAUUUAAAAGAAAAAAAAGAAUAAAUAAGCACACGCUUGCUUGGCAGCCAGAUUUCUAUUUUUUGUUUAUUUUCUAAAAGGGAAUGCAGCUAAAGAGAAGCUCAUAGUAUGAAUAAAUGAGAAAAUAUUGUUGCACAUGUACCUUAGCCAUGCAUUUGUUCCUGAGACGCUGCGUUCGCUGGAACAGGCGUCCAGGUUCCUCUGAGAGUCGUCGACAUGACCAGCCCAGUCCGGGCUUCAAAUAUCAGCACUUUAGUACUGUCAGUAUGGGGGGUAGAGAGGAUGGUCUUAAUGUAGUCUUAUCUCACAGCCAUUGCACUAUAGAAUCACGUCGCCUCCCGAUGGUUCCGCUCCUCGUCCUCCCUCGGCGUGUCUGUCCAGCCCAACGCUGCCCUCUGCUGGGGAGCCGCAGAUCCUCCGCCGCGCCGGAGCUCCAGCUGGGGCAAAAACGUUCAUUUAACCCCCCGACAGCCGCAGUCGAGUCCCCCCGCUUCACUGUGUGUCCCUCUGCGCAGGGAGGGAUCCCUCCUCACCCGAACCCCCUCCUUGAUCAAGUUUUGUUCAAGAAUUUUGCCUUAUUUUGCAGUUGUGCUUCGGGCUUUGGCGUAGAGGAGCAGCGCGACAGCUCAGGGAAUGAAGCCGGCGGUUUCAAGCGGUCAGGAAGUUGUGCUCUGUUGUCUUCUCUCGUGUGUGUGUGUGGGGGGAGCAGUAUCUCUUAAGCGUGGCUCGAGCCAAAGAUAUUUUUCUUUAUCUGUAUUCAUCCUCCGGCGAUCACUUCCUGCAUUAUAGAAAGCAUCUUGAAGCAUGUGCUGCCCAGCUUCUUACACAUCUUUGUACUCCAUGUAUACCUAUAUAUCUUGACCUAACCAAGCUCUUCUUGCAGUUAAGAAAAUAGUCCUUCAUAUGCAGAAGGCAUAGGAACAGCUUUAGGAUCGGUAAGGUUCGUUUCCGGCAGCAGAGUAUUAUUGCAGACUGUGAUGCCACCCUGCAUCAUUCUUUGUCCUUCGGGUGCUCUCUUACUGUGAUUUAAGCACAAGUGAAUAGCAUGUGGAACAUCCUCUCAGCAUGGACCUUCUUCACCCAGCCUACAGUACCUACGGGACAAGCAGGGUGAUGCUUCUCAGCUUACUAACGCGUGUAGAUAACCAGUCUGUGCUAAAAGUGGUGGGAUAAUCAGAUGAUACUCGUAGGUUACUUUGACGGCAGCAGAAUCACUGAAGGUCUGUGCUGCUGCUCCAGAAUGUGUGCGAGUACGAAAGGGUUGAAUUAAUACCCCCUCUCACCCUGUUGUGGUAGUUUCUGUGUGCCUGAAAAAAAAUAAUCAAACAGGCUUUGUUUGUUUGUGAAGUUCAUGCAGGGAGCGGAGAAAAAGUCUGAGAUCUCAAAGGAAAAUAAGGGGGAAAUAAAUGAAUCUUAAGAAAGGAAA
Molecule: messenger RNA, 4516 nt
Organism: Oryzias melastigma (Indian medaka)
Lineage: Eukaryota; Metazoa; Chordata; Actinopteri; Beloniformes; Adrianichthyidae
Gene: kcnab2a
Product: potassium voltage-gated channel, shaker-related subfamily, beta member 2 a
Exons: 14
Coding region: 1561-2757 (398 amino acids)
Biological process (GO): regulation of action potential; potassium ion transport; transmembrane transport
Cellular component (GO): voltage-gated potassium channel complex; juxtaparanode region of axon; membrane
Molecular function (GO): transmembrane transporter binding; potassium channel regulator activity; voltage-gated potassium channel activity
Source: RefSeq, a predicted model, not a curated record